Messenger RNA from Rhagoletis zephyria (snowberry fruit fly), 867 nucleotides. NCBI's taxonomy places the organism in Eukaryota, Metazoa, Arthropoda, Insecta, Diptera, Tephritidae. The record is from RefSeq and is a predicted model, not a curated record.
AUGUCUCUUUACGAUGACAUUAUUGGAAAUGAAGAGGCCGAUUCAAAUGGGACUAAUUUUACGACAACAACGCCAGCAGCGACAGGAAAAAAUUCCACGUCUCUCGGUGGUGAUUGGGACGACGAAUACGAUCCGAGAUGGCCAAAUGAUUACGAGAAAAUUCUCAAAGACCGGACUGAAAGCAGAGAGAAGGAACUCGAAUUGAAAAAAGCUAAAAAGGAAAAUGUUAAUAUUCAAGUAGUGGCUACUCGAAGUUUAGGGCUAGACUACGAUGACGACGAUGACGAGUACGAGGAUGAAGCGAAGCCUGAUAAAGUGAAAUCCCGAGCAAAUGCAUCUAUUGCUCCUCCACCAUCUUUAAUGUUAAAUGUUGAAAAGGUGACCAACUCAGUUGGAUUUGGCGUAAGUUCGGUCGCUGCUAAAAUUAUGGUCAAAAUGGGAUACAGAGAGGGCCAAGGACUUGGAAAAGAAGAGCAAGGAAUCAGCAAAGCUUUACAGGUUGAAAAAACCAGCAAAACACACGGGAAAAUCGUCAUUGAAAGCGAUGCUAAGAAACCCGAAGAUCCUUUAACGCCAACCACUGUUGUUCUACUACGCAAUAUGGUUGGACCUGGGGAAGUUGACGAAGAACUUGAGCCGGAAACUAAAGAAGAAUGCUCUAAAUAUGGUCCAGUGUCUCGGUGUGUCAUCUUUGAACGCGAUGAGUAUGAAAAUGAUGAAGAUGCUGUACUCAUUUUCGUGGAGUUUUUUCGUGUCGAAUCGGCCAUUAAAGCAUUAACAGACUUGAAUGGUCGUUAUUUUGGUGGCCGUAUUGUAAAAGCAUCUUUUUACGACUGUGACCGUUUUGAGAAUCGGGAUUUUUCAUAA